UCCCUCUCUCAAUUUCUCUCUCCCUAUAUCUCUCCCCCUCUCUCAACCAAGACUCUAAAUAAGAACCACACUCCAAAAAAACGCAUAGAAGAAAAAUUGGAGACAGCCCAAGACAAAGAAGCGAAACCGCAAGAAUAGUGCCUGCAGAGAGAAAUCUCCAUCUCCAUCUCCAUCUCCAUCAUCCUCCUUUCAUGGCCGUUGAAGCUCGCCAUCUCCAUGUCUUCCCUUCCCAACUCAUUGCCAGUCGGGAGAUGUUGAAUCCUAUUGAAGCAAAUGUCAAUCCCAUCAGUGCCCAGAUGGGUUACUCCUCUGUUCUGCCAUUAUCCGGCACCACCACUGCCACGGAGACGCCUCUCGCGGCGGCUGCAGCUUACAAUUCUUUGAUCGUCGAUUCCGUUCCUCAGAAAAACACAAUGAAAUCUGAAAGCGGCCUCACCACCUAUAACGUCCCCGUUCCAAGAAAGCGAUCAAGGGAUUCGAUCAAUUACCCUCUUCUUUCCUACCCAGUCUCUACUCAGACUCAUAAGAAUUGUGGCUUUUUCUCGUUUCUUGGCGAAGACAUUUCUCUCCAGAUUCAUCAACAGCAACUUGAUAUCGACCGCCUCAUUUCCCAGCACAUGGAGAAAGUGAGGAUGGAAUUGGAGGAGAAACGGAAGAGGCAGGCGAGGAGGAUAAUAGAAGCAAUCGAGAUUGGGAUGAUGAAGAGGCUGAAAGCGAAGGAGGAAGAGAUAGAGAAGAUGGGCAAACUAAACUGGGCUCUGGAAGAGCGAGUCAAGUCCCUGUGCGUCGAAAACCAAAUAUGGCGCGAUUUAGCACAGACCAACGAAGCCACCGCCAAUGCCCUCCGCACAAACCUCGAGCAAGUAUUAGCCCAAGUCAGGGACGACCGUACCCGCGCCGCCGCCGAUGAUGACAACGAGGACGCAACCGUCGCCCCCGCUGGACCAGCACCACACCUGCACGACGCUGAAUCAUGCUGCGGCAGCACGGGCGGCGGAGACGAAGAAGAAGACGACGCAAAUAACAUCCAAACAAGACAAGGGACGAUGACGAUGGAAGGUUGUUGGCGCUCGGUAGCAGGGUGCGGGGCGGUGAAGGAUAAGGACGAAGAAGGUACAAGUAAUGGUGGUGGUGGCAGUAACAAGAACAGUGCAAGAUUGUGCAGGAACUGUGGGAAAGAGGAAUCGUGCGUUCUGAUCUUGCCGUGCAGGCACCUCUGCCUCUGUACUGUUUGUGGGUCUACCGUCCACACUUGUCCCGUCUGUAAAUCCUUCAAAAAUGCAAGUGUCCAUGUCAACAUGUCCUGAAAUUUACUACACACACCCAAAAACAAAAUGUUCACCUACAAAUCAAACAGUGAAUGAGAAACUCCAAAUUGCAAAGAAACAAAAGAAAAAAGUCCCAGAAUUUCCUUCUUUCUUUCA
Molecule: messenger RNA, 1424 nt
Organism: Neltuma alba
Lineage: Eukaryota; Viridiplantae; Streptophyta; Magnoliopsida; Fabales; Fabaceae
Product: probable BOI-related E3 ubiquitin-protein ligase 2
Exons: 3
Coding region: 192-1307 (371 amino acids)
Biological process (GO): regulation of programmed cell death
Molecular function (GO): ubiquitin-protein transferase activity
Source: RefSeq, a predicted model, not a curated record